GUCCGCCGAGCCCUGCGCGCCACUAGAUCGCAGAGAGGGAGGAGAAAGCCGAUUUCCGGAGCCUUCCCUCAUCCCUGUCCAACCUUUGCUCCUCUGAUCAUGGCUGCCGAGGAUGUGGUGGCGACGGGCGCCGACCCGAGCGAGCUGGAGGGCGGGCUGCUGAACGAGAUUUUCACGUCGCCGCUCAACCUGCUGCUGCUCGGCCUCUGCAUCUUCCUGCUCUACAAGAUUGUGCGCGGGGACCAGCCGGCGGCCGGCAGCGACAGCGACGACGACGAUCCGCCCCCGCUGCCCCGCCUUAAGCGGCGCGACUUCACCCCCGCCGAGCUGCGGCGCUUCGACGGCGUCCAGGACCCGCGCAUACUCAUGGCCAUUAACGGCAAGGUGUUUGACGUGACAAAAGGCCGCAAGUUCUACGGGCCCGAGGGGCCAUAUGGGGUCUUUGCCGGAAGAGAUGCAUCCCGGGGCCUCGCCACAUUUUGCCUGGAUAAGGAAGCUCUGAAGGAUGAAUACGAUGACCUUUCUGACCUCACUCCUGCCCAGCAGGAGACCCUGAGUGACUGGGACUCUCAGUUCACUUUCAAGUAUCAUCAUGUGGGCAAACUGCUGAAGGAGGGGGAGGAGCCCACCGUGUACUCAGAUGAGGAAGAACCAAAAGAUGAGAAUGCUCGGAAAAAUGAUUAAAGCAUUCAAUGGAAGCAUAUCUAUUUUUGUAUUUUGCAGAAUCAUUUGUAACAUUCCAGUCUGUCUUUAAAAUGUGGUAAUUUCAAUAUUUAGAAAAGUUUUGAACUUGCUGUAAGUUUUUAAAUUAACAUCACUAGUGAUACUGAUAAAAUUAAUUUCUGUCUUAGAAUGCAUGAUGUUUGUGUCACCAAUCCCGAAAGUGAACUGCAGUGCUGUAAUACAAAUGUUAGUACUGUUUUUCUUCUAUCGUUAUUAAUACAGGCUGAAUUUAAAUUUGUUUUUCCUGAGAGACAAGUAAGACUUCCUCCAAACAGGUAAAAAUGUAAAAUGUGCAAAGUCCUUCAAACACCAAGAACAAAGAAUCAACUUUUAGUCAUGAUGUUCUCGAAAGACAGUAAAUCCCUUAUUUCUCAAUUGACUUAGCUGCAUGAUUUCUGUUUUAUCUACCUCUAAAGCAAAUCUGCAGUGUCUCAAAGGCUUUAGUAUUGAUUAAAGAGAAUUGUCCAGUAACGAAAUGAAAUCUCAAAGCUGGGCUGAGCUGGAAGAAAUGCAUUAGGUGUUUCUAGAUGGCAUCAUUGUCAUCCUUCAGAUAUUCAGACACCCUAACAGUAAUCUACAGUGAAUAAUUAAAACAACGGUGAAAAAUUAAAACAAUCUGAACCUUCAAAAGAAAGCUUUGGGAAAAAUCAGCUGGCUUGCCUAAAAACCUAAAUACAUGAAGAAGAUUGUAGGACUAUUUUCCCAAUUCCCAUGUUCAUGGUGGGGCAAUGGUUAUUUUACAUGAUUUAACAUGAGGGGCGUGUAGAACAGGUGUUUGCUCUCCUAAGAGCCUUCACACAUACCCCUGAAGAAUGAGGAAACAGUAGACAUCACUAGCCAAGUGGUUUUUGAAGUAUAUUCAUAGGGUAACAGUUUUCUGUUAUCACAAAACUAUAGCCACUCAAGAGUAGUAAUUAAGUGUCUAGGUCUUUGAUAUUGGUCUAUUGGUUAAAAAUAAACUUAGCUUAAGUAGACUGUACAGUUGUAUGAAUUUGUAAAAGUAUUAUCUGAACAACUAGUGAGGUUUCAAACUUGUGAUUGUAGUUGAAUAGUAUUUUCAUUGUAUUUUCUUGUGAACUGUGUCUAAUGGUUUUACCUCAAAUCAGAAAACAAAAUGAAGUGCUUUGGUCAGUUAAUAAAAUGGUUUUACCCAGUA
This is a messenger RNA of Pteropus alecto (black flying fox), 1879 nucleotides long. It is a transcript of the gene PGRMC1, whose product is annotated as progesterone receptor membrane component 1. The record is from RefSeq and is a predicted model, not a curated record. The transcript is spliced from 3 exons. Gene Ontology annotation, cellular component: endomembrane system; membrane. Bases 100 to 684 code for a protein of 194 amino acids. NCBI's taxonomy places the organism in Eukaryota, Metazoa, Chordata, Mammalia, Chiroptera, Pteropodidae.